Molecule: messenger RNA, 612 nt
Organism: Entamoeba invadens IP1
Lineage: Eukaryota; Evosea; Mastigamoebida; Endamoebidae
Exons: 1
Coding region: 1-612 (203 amino acids)
Source: RefSeq, a predicted model, not a curated record
AUGGAUAGAAUAGGUGGAACACUGUUCACAAAGCUAUUCUCGAUAUUUUAUGGGAAUACCUCAACAAAACCAGACCAAAAUUUAAGGGUUGUUUUCUUUAACGAUAUGGGUUCUGAUGAUUAUGUGCCUGCUAAAGGCGAGUUUAUCAUUCGUCUUCCCCUUUCAGAAAUAGACGGAAACUUCGAAGACACUGGAACACAAACCGUCAUUUCGUCUCAGACCAUCAACCCACCUUCUGUGUCUGUAACUUCUUCUCAACUACAAACUACUUCGCUACAACACGAAAACUCGUUUUCACUAGUCACACCGCCUUUUCGACCACCAGAAGUAGUAAGACCUGUAACUACUCCGCCUCUUCAAGAAUGCCCAAUCGAUGAUUCGUACCAAUACUUUAUCGAUUGUUCAUUCCAAACUCAGUUCAGAGUUUGGUGUUAUCCAUUCGACAGUGGUCCAGUUAUCGAAGUAUGUUUAGACAAAGGUGUAUAUUAUAUGGAUUAUAAUAAUAACCUUCGUUCUAUUGUAGGAAACAACUUGGUUUUGAUUUUUAAUGGGUGUGUCUAUACGUACAACGACAAUACCCAUACCUUAUCAUUUUAUUUAAAAAUGAUAUAA